Molecule: messenger RNA, 1572 nt
Organism: Cladocopium goreaui
Lineage: Eukaryota; Dinophyceae; Suessiales; Symbiodiniaceae
Source: the annotation of a GenBank genome assembly
AUGCAGGCCUGGCCUGAUGGGGGCAGAGUGGAUGCCUGGUCUCAGCUGGAAGUUGUGGUGCGCGAAGCUGGUAUGAAGGUUCUUGUUGGGGCACAAAUCACUUGUGAUGAGCAAGAUGAUGACCGUGAUUGGCGCCUGGUGCUGCAGCUGUUGCAAAUUCUUGGAAGGCAACACGUCAUGGGUUCAAUAGACAACGCAUGCAAGCACCACUCAUCGAGUUUGUUCCUGCCACUGCAACUGGCAACACAACAGAAUCACUACAGCCUUCAAAUCUCCGGAAGCUCGAAGCCUAGCGCAGGUAUUGCUAUCGGCAAUGAGAUGGAAUUGCUGCAGUUCAAGGCCAAUAUUUCACAAGACUGCAUUCAAAGAAUGUGGCACGGGGGAUACUUCUUGCGAAAACUUUCGGAGAGGGCUGCGGAUUUAGAUGCGCUGGACGGCUUUGGUGACGUACCCCUGACAUCUGUAUUCGGCGGCUACAUCCUUUCUGGUUCACCUUUUGUCGAUACUCCUGGUGCCAUGGUGCAGACUUUUUUCAAAGAAGCCAUCAAGAAAUUUGGUACACGAUGGGUAUUCACAAUCAAUGUCUACCCGUACUUUGCACCCAACAAUGCUUUAGAUCCAGGGACCACCGAUCAAUGCAGUGCUAGUCUUGAGACAGAUUGGUGUUUCAAAAAGGGUUGCAACUUGCCCGACACCGUCGCAUUGAUGCGGAAAAAGACGACGAUGCUCGUUGGAAGAGACAGCACUCUUUGGGUUGGCGAAACUGGCUGGUCCUCUCCACAGGCUUCGACACUCACUGGAGCAAUGACCGGGUGCCCUGAUUUCUCUUCUCAAAAUUCGCUGAAAAACUAUUACAAGAAUUUCCUGCGAUGGACUCUCGACAUAUCAGAUGAUGUAGAUGGGCCAGAUCACGUCUUUUACUUCACUGCAAGAGACUCGGGGAACUUUGGAGUUGGAGAGCAUUUUGGCCUUAUUGCGGAUUGGCUUGGCGUUGCAAUGGUGGAAAUUCUUUAUAUCCCCAAGUGCACAGAGGACAGAUUCGUCAUAUUUGAAGGUUGCAAAACUCGAACAUUUAAACCGAACUUCCUGUCUGGUUGAGGUGAUGCAACAGCGUGCAAACUUCAGUCCAAGAGCUCCCAGACAGAAACUGAAUUGCUUACCGUUUGAAGAUGGAAGAUGCUGAAAGGCCUCAAAGGACGUUGAUUUGUGGCAUAUCUUCCGCUGCCAAGAGCAGUGAGGCAGCACUGUCGUAACAUGUCGUAAUAGCAGCAGUAGGUGUUUUGCGUCUCGCAAAGUGAGACCUGUGCGCCUCUGCAGUCCUGGCUUUGGGAUGCUUUGUGGCCUUGUGUUGCAGAAGCUUUAAUAGCUUUUUGGCUCAAUGGGCUUUAAAAAGUGUGUGGGGCCCCAUCUUCCUGCAGAGAUGAAUUUUCAUUCGAUGAAAUCUGCAAUCUGCCAAAUAUGAGUGAAUCUUCCAACACCACCAGUGCUUUGUUUCUAAUGUGUGACUGAGCCCAGUGGCAGAAGCGACGCCUCUGAGAGUGUAUCAACGUCCGUGCUCAAAUAGACAUGUAC